This is a messenger RNA of Chrysoperla carnea, 1935 nucleotides long. RefSeq names its product muscarinic acetylcholine receptor DM1 (gene mAChR-A). The record is from RefSeq and is a predicted model, not a curated record. Lineage: Eukaryota; Metazoa; Arthropoda; Insecta; Neuroptera; Chrysopidae. Gene Ontology annotation, biological process: G protein-coupled receptor signaling pathway, coupled to cyclic nucleotide second messenger; adenylate cyclase-inhibiting G protein-coupled acetylcholine receptor signaling pathway; chemical synaptic transmission. Gene Ontology annotation, cellular component: plasma membrane; synapse; dendrite. The coding region runs from base 1 to 1935 and encodes 644 amino acids. Gene Ontology annotation, molecular function: G protein-coupled acetylcholine receptor activity; G protein-coupled serotonin receptor activity. The transcript is spliced from 6 exons.
AUGUGUGGCAGCAGAAAGGUACGGUCCGGUGCAGAAGCAGAGACAACAGCAGUUGUAGGAGGUGACGACCGGUGUAGGUCGUGGGGCAUGAACACCUCCCUAAACGCAUCAGUAUGGCCGCCAUUAGGCGAGGCUCAAACCGAUGCCCCAUCGCCAAUGAGCACAUAUUCAAUUACACAAACAGUUAUUAUUGGAACAUUUGCGGCUUUUCUCAGUAUUAUUACAGUGGUUGGAAACAUUAUGGUCAUGAUUUCGUUUAAGAUUGACAAACAACUACAAACAAUCAGUAAUUAUUUCUUAUUCUCAUUGGCGGUUGCUGAUUUUGCAAUAGGAUUAAUUUCCAUGCCAUUAUUCACAGUGAGCAUAUUAUUGGGCUAUUGGCCAUUGGGUCCACUUAUAUGUGAUACAUGGCUCGCACUUGAUUAUUUAGCUAGUAAUGCUUCUGUUUUAAAUUUACUCAUUAUAAGUUUUGAUCGAUAUUUUAGUGUGACAAGGCCUCUAACGUAUCGAGUAAAAAGAACAACAAAUCGUGCAGCAUUUAUGAUCGGUAUGGCAUGGGGUAUUAGUUUAUUACUUUGGCCGCCUUGGAUAUACAGUUGGCCGUAUAUCGAAGGAGAACGUACUGUGCCCGAUAAUCAAUGUUAUAUACAAUUUAUAGAAACGAAUCAUUAUAUUACUUUUGGUACAGCAAUAGCAGCAUUUUAUGUGCCAGUUACAAUUAUGUGUGGUUUAUAUUGGAGAAUAUGGAGGGAAACAGAGAAACGACAAAAAGAUUUACCAAACUUGCAAGCUGGUAAAAAAGAUUCAUCGAAACGAAGUAAUUCUAGAGUAUUAUCUUUUAGUGAUGAAGCCAAUAAUACCUGUACAACGUUACAUCAUGAAUUGGGUGACGAUUGGCGUAGACCAUCAUGUACAGAUGGUAGUUUGGGACGUGGAUCUCAUGGUGGUCGAAGUUAUGGCCGUGGUGGUGGUCCACUUGGUGUAAAUGGUGUACGUAGAUGGUGUGUUCAAUGGUGGCAUUCUGGUCGUGAGGAUACGAGUGAUACAGAAGAUACACCUAGUGAAUUUAUGGCUCAAGGUGCAACAACACCAGUUAGUGUAGAAACACCGUUACAAAGUAGUGUUUCACGGUGUAUCAGUCUCAAUGUUAUCAGGGACCCAUAUAUAUCAUCAAGUUAUGGACAAAUGACACCAACACGACAUAUAGGAUCUAGUGGUUGCGGAGGUGUAAAUACAAAUAUAACAAGUGGUAAUUGUUUAGAAGCACGUGAUUCACGAAGUUUACCGCCUCAAACACGUUUGCGUACGGCAAUAAGUACAGAGAGUGUUUAUACAAUAUUAAUACGGUUACCAAAUGAACCAACAUCAGAUGGUACCACGACGGGCGGUACUGGGGGUACUGAAGUGACGGAUUUACAGCCAAGUAUAAAAAUGAUACCAGAAAGUGGUGUUAAUACAAUACAUCGUCGAAAUGAUCCAACUGAUUUUUGCUUAACGAAUCAUUUAAAUCGAAGACCAUCACAAAUGCCAGAUAUACGUAUACCGUUAAAUGCAAAAAUUAUUCCAAAACAAUUAGCAGAAAAAUCAUUAUUAGCACAAGGUGGUAAACACGUUGUAAAAAAGAAGAAGAAAUCUCAAGAAAAGAAAGCGGAUAAAAAAGCAGCAAAAACAUUAUCAGCUAUAUUAUUAACAUUCAUAAUAACAUGGACGCCAUACAACAUAUUAGUAUUGAUAAAACCAUUAACAGCGUGUGCCAGUUGUAUACCACAACAAUUAUGGGAUUUCUUUUAUUAUUUAUGUUACAUAAAUAGCACAAUAAAUCCGAUGUGUUAUGCAUUAUGUAAUGCAUCAUUUCGUCGAACAUAUUUACGUAUAUUACAAUGUAAAUGGCAUACUAGAAAUCGUACAGCAAUGAAUCGUGGACAUUAUGGCUAA